CAAUUCUUUUUCUUCUUCGUACGUUUGUUUAAUCUGAAGAAACCAAUAACGUGAAUCAAUUUCUUUUAGGGUUCAUCACUGGAAAAUCAGAAUGCAAUUGAAUCUCUACAAAAUCUCUCAGAUCUAAUCCCAGAUCUUUGUUGUUUCUCCGUAACCAAAUCCCAAACAGAUGAAUUGAGAUCGAUCUCACCACAAUUCGAAAUCUUUUUUGUGUUGCUGCAUUUUUUUGGUGAUGGCUCCAACACGGAUUCUAACAAGAGACGAAGAGCUUGGUGUUAUAUCUGACGAUGAUGAUUCUCCAUCGGGGAAAAGAUCUAAACUUGAUCGCUUCCCUCUUAGCCGGUGGGAACUUGCCGUUUCUCUCGGUGUCUUCCUCGUCUUCUCCUCUGGACUCUGUUGUAUCUACAUGACCAUGCCUGCUGCUGAAUUUGGCAAGCUCAAGCUUCCAAGAAGCAUCGCUGAUCUCCGUUUGCUCAAAGAUAAUCUAGCAAACUAUGCGAAUGAGUAUCCGGCGCAGUUCGUUUUAGGGUAUUGUGCCACGUACAUUUUUAUGCAGACCUUUAUGAUUCCAGGGACUAUCUUCAUGUCAUUGUUAGCUGGAGCUCUCUUUGGAGUAUUCAAAGGUGUUGUCUUGGUUGUUUUCAAUGCAACUGCGGGAGCUACUUCGUGUUUCUUUUUGUCGAAGUUGAUUGGUCGGCCUUUAAUUACUUGGCUAUGGCCUGACAAAUUAAGAUUCUUUCAAGCAGAGAUCAGUAAGCGUAGAGAUAAGCUUCUGAACUAUAUGUUGUUUUUGAGGAUAACACCAACUCUGCCAAAUCUUUUUAUCAAUCUUGCGUCUCCUAUAGUCGAUGUACCUUUCCAUGUCUUCUUUUUGGCGACAUUGAUUGGUCUCGUCCCAGCAGCUUAUAUAACCGUUAGAGCUGGCCUUGCUAUUGGGGAUCUCAAAUCGGUGAAAGAUCUGUAUGAUUUCAAGACAUUGUCAGUACUUUUCCUCAUCGGGUUUAUCUCUAUUCUUCCAACGAUACUGAAAAGAAAGAAGAUUGUCGAAUAGCCAAGAAGAAGCAUCUUACAAUACAGAGGCUUAACCUUCAAUGCUAUACAGAGGACAAGAAUACACUUAACUUGUUAGAGGACACAACUGAACCAAAAUUCUGAUUCGUUUACUUGUCACAUGUCGUGACAAUUCGUUGAUAGUUUUUUUUUUUGAGUUGGGGGUCGUAUUUUCUUGCUAUUUGGAAGUAGAAGAAGUUGAUGAGAAAUUACAGGAGCAAUACAUUUUUUUGUACAAGACAAGAGAGUAGAGACCAUCAAAUAUUUUGGUUCUGGAUUAUUAUUA
Arabidopsis lyrata subsp. lyrata is the source of this 1336-nucleotide messenger RNA. RefSeq lists its product as uncharacterized. NCBI's taxonomy places the organism in Eukaryota, Viridiplantae, Streptophyta, Magnoliopsida, Brassicales, Brassicaceae. Bases 233 to 1051 code for a protein of 272 amino acids. The transcript is spliced from 4 exons. The record is from RefSeq and is a predicted model, not a curated record. Gene Ontology annotation, cellular component: endoplasmic reticulum.